AUGGAAGUUGAGUAUCAUUGCUGCGAAACAGGGCUCUUCAUUAGGAUCACUAUCGUUGCUGGUCUCGUUUUGUUUGCCGGAUUGAUGUCUGGUCUUACAAUGGGGCUCAUGUCUUUAAGCCUCGUUGAUCUCGAAGUGCUCGCUGAAUCUGGAACACUGACCAAUAGCAAACAUGCCGCAAAGAUACUUCCAGUUGUUAGGAGACAACAUUUGCUCCUCUGCACUUUGCUCAUCUGCAAUGCUGCAGCUAUGGAGGCCCUUCCAAUUUUUCUAGACAGCUUGGUGUCAGCUUGGGGUGCAAUCCUUAUUUCAGUCACCCUCAUACUUAUGUUUGGUGAGAUCGCUCCGCAAGCGGUUUGUACACGGUAUGGAUUGGCGAUUGGUGCAAAAGUUGCUCCAUUUGUUCGAGUCCUCAUUUGGAUUUGUUUCCCAGUUGCAUAUCCAAUAAGCAAGCUAUUAGACCUUCUCCUUGGAGAAGGACACGAGGCUCUUUUCCGCCGUGCUGAGUUGAAGACACUUGUCGAUUUGCACGGCAACGAGGCUGGCAAAGGUGGAGAAUUGACACGUGAUGAGACAACAAUCAUAGCAGGUGCACUUGAGCUAAGUAAGAAAACAGCAAUGGAUGCAAUGACACCUAUAUCAGAAACUUUUGCAAUUAAUAUUAAUGCCAAGUUAAACAGAGAUUUGAUGAAGUUGAUCCUGGAGAAAGGGCAUAGCAGGGUACCUGUUUACCACGAGAGAAUAGAGAACAUAAUUGGGCUUAUUUUGGUGAAGAACUUAUUAACCAUCCAUCCAGCAUCUGAGGUGCCUGUUAAAAACAUCACCAUUCGCAGGAUUUCAAGGGUUCCUGAGUCAAUGCCUUUAUAUGACAUACUAAAUGAGUUUCAAAAAGGUCACAAUCAUAUGGGCGUUGUUGUAAGGCAGAACAACAAAACAGAGCAUGCAACCAGUGAACGGCCAAACAAAGAGGUGAAGGUGGACAUCAAUGGUAAAAAGCAUCAAAAGGGAAAAUGCUUACCGAGCAAGAGAUCAGUCAAGAUAUGGAAAGGCUUAGAAGGAAAUUCAGGGAGAGUGUCGUCCAAAAUCAAGAAAUGGGGAAGGAACUUCCACUCGGAGAUACUGCAAUUCAACAAUGAUUCGCUCCCAGCGACCACUGGAGAAGGGGAAGCUACUGGCAUUAUAACACUGGAAGAUGUCAUUGAAGAGCUUUUGCAAGUAAAUGAUUUCUUCUUUUGUUUUCAUGAAUGGAUAUCUCAAUUAACUUUUUUAUUUUAUUUUUGCACAUGCAGGAGGAGAUCUUUGACGAGACAGAUCAUUGCCAUGAACAUUAAUGAUAUCUCCAUAGAGUGA
This is a messenger RNA of Gossypium raimondii (Peruvian cotton), 1350 nucleotides long. RefSeq names its product DUF21 domain-containing protein At2g14520. Bases 1 to 1350 code for a protein of 449 amino acids. Gene Ontology annotation, cellular component: intracellular membrane-bounded organelle. The record is from RefSeq and is a predicted model, not a curated record. The transcript is spliced from 9 exons. Gene Ontology annotation, biological process: magnesium ion homeostasis. Lineage: Eukaryota; Viridiplantae; Streptophyta; Magnoliopsida; Malvales; Malvaceae.